Sebastes umbrosus (honeycomb rockfish) is the source of this 1650-nucleotide messenger RNA. Its product is annotated as bypass of stop codon protein 1-like. NCBI's taxonomy places the organism in Eukaryota, Metazoa, Chordata, Actinopteri, Perciformes, Sebastidae. The coding region runs from base 208 to 1119 and encodes 303 amino acids. The record is from RefSeq and is a predicted model, not a curated record. The transcript has 7 exons.
ACUGCAGCCCCAACAACUGCAGCCCCAACAACUGAAGCCCCCGCAACUGCAGCUCCAACAACUGCAGCCCCCACAACUGCAGCUCCAACAACUGCACCCCCAACAACAACUACUGUUACUACUACCACUGCAGCUCCCCCACCAAUUGUGGUUCUCCAAGCAGUCUUGAUAGAACCAUUUGUAGAAGAACUCACUGAUAAAAACAGCAUGGAAUUCAAGACUCUUGAAGCAAACGUUGUAGCAGUGUUAACUGUCAUCUACAGGACCCAAUUUGGCGCUAUUUUCAUCCGCAUUUAUGUCAUCGAGUUCAGGCAAGCUGUGGCCAGAACACGAAUGGGAAAUACUGAACUAGUGCUCGGGAUUGAGUUCAAUCAAACUGCUUCAGCUUCAGAAAUCCCACAGACUAAUGUUGUUGCAGAAACCUUAGUCGACGCUGUGUCUAACAACAGUACCUCAAACCUCCUUUUUGUUGCCACCUCCAUCGAAGCAACUCAAGGAAAUGUUACAACGGCAGCACCCUCUUUAAAUACUACAACUACUGCAAUCUCACCUGCUGCAACUACAACUACCAGUGCUGCAACUACGGCUACAACGACCUCAACUACAACAGCUGCAGCUACAACUGCCUCAACUACAACUGCAACUGCUGCAACUACAACUACAACAACUACUACAACCACCACAUCAGUAACGACAACUGCUGAGGCAAUGACAACAAGGCGAUUGAUUUUCAGAUCUGCUGGAGAGACAUUUACAAGUGACUUGCAGAAUCCAUCAUCUGCAGCUUUUACGAGGCGAGCCUCAAUAAUAAAGACGAUGAUUGAACCUUUGUACCAAGAAGCAUUUCCUUCAUUCCGCACAUUGAUGGUGCUUUUUUUCAGUAAUGGCUCAAUCAUCAACCACUCGGACCUUACAUUUUUAUCCACAUCUGUUCCUAAUGGCACUCAGAUUAUAGAUGUUUUGGUCGGAGCAGCUUCAAACAUCACAGCCUUCAACAUUGACACCACCUCCAUUUCUGUGGAUGGCAUACAAGUGUCAAGUGGAGUAAGCCACAAGAUCAGGCUCAUCACUGCAUCCUUCCUUGUGCUGCUGUCAUGGCUACUGUCAAGCCAGCAAUAGUGCAGGGGUUAUGUCAAUGUGAAAUAACACUUAUACUACUGAUAUUUUUCUGUUUGACGUCCCAGAAAGCCCAUCCAUGAGACAACUUUAAGCAUCUGGUCCACUGAAUAAAAACAAGUUAUCACUGUAAUUAAUUGCGUAAAAAAUGAGAGUAAUGACAAUUGAAACCUUGUAUAUCAGACACACCACACAUAAAACUUUCUCUAUGUACAAACACAAUUUUGACUUAUUGUGCUAUAAUAAUACUGUAUAGUUUAGAACAACUAACAUUUACAUUUAACAUAAUGCCCUGCAUGAUUAUAAAGUCACUUUUCUUAUUUAUAUGAAUUUAUAUUAUCAUACAUAUGUGUAAUCUGUGAGCUGACCUGUAUUUUUGUACAAUUUGAGUAAAAAAGACUAGGUCUUAUUGAUGAUCAGAAUACAAGAAAUGUGUAUACUAUAUUAUUAUAGGUUUUUAACAUCUAAAGUGGAUAAAAAAAAGUGUAUCACAUUAUAUUGAAGAUGCAUCCAUUAAAGGCACUGAAGAUAUGA